Messenger RNA from Dracunculus medinensis (Guinea worm), 1572 nucleotides. The record is from the annotation of a GenBank genome assembly. NCBI's taxonomy places the organism in Eukaryota, Metazoa, Nematoda, Chromadorea, Rhabditida, Dracunculidae.
AUGGAAAAUAGAGGAGAAAAAGGAAUUCACAUGAACAGUCAUCUGAGUAAUUUCGAUGACCAGUCAGCACUUUCACAAGAAGUUUCUCAAGGGCUUAUUUUUUUAACAUCGAAAAAGGAAAGCGAUUAUAGUCAUCAAUGUGGUGAGCAGAUUUAUGGUGAUAAAUCGUUGGACAAUGAAGCAUUUGUCAUAAUGGAUAAUGAUGAAUAUUUUGUGGAUAUUCCUUCUAAUUGUUCAGGUUCCGAUAUUGCUGAUAUUUUAUGUAAAAGAAUCGCAGAUGGGGGACUUAAUUAUUCUGCAGAUGAAAAUUUGGAUUGCAAUUACCGGACAAAUAUUGAAACAUCUUAUUGCUCUGAAACUGUUGGAGAUUUUAUGAAUGAUCCCAGACAUGCUAAUCAAAAUAUGAAAGGCUCUAUGAUGCACUGGAGAUCAAGUUCAUCAAAUGUUGGUUCUUAUGGUUUUAAUGUUAAAAUUGAACCAGCAAUCAAACGAAGAAGUGCUGAUUAUAUACUUUUUGCCUUUUUAUCUUCUGGUUUCUUUUGUGGGAAAAGAUAUUUACAGUAUUCUGUGGAAAGAGAUUAUCUAUAUGCAAAACCUUUUAUAUCUAUACCUUUCGCGAUACUGUUCCAUACUGAAACUCCGACUUUAUCAGUUCUUCGUAUUUUUGCUCGAUAUGUGGAAACUGCUUAUGCUUCACAGCCGGUUCAUCGUUGUCCAUUGCAUUUAGCAUCUGAUGGUGUUUUUUUUUCAAUUUGUACUCGAGAGCAUUUCAUUGUGGUUGAUAUUCCUGAAGCAAUACAUGUCAGUGGACAGAGCUCAUUUCCCUUCCCCCAUGUUAUGAUAACAUUAUCUCAUCCAUCAGUCCCAUUUUUUAUUCCUGUUCAAUUCCAGUGCUAUUCAUCGUGCAGCGGAGGAAUCAAUCGCAGACCUUUAUUUCUUUUUUUUAUUUUAGAAGUAAAUGGAGAACUAGUAGGUGAACAGCGAAUGUCACUAAAAGUUUGUGCAUAUCCAUCGCGUGAUUGUGCUUCUGACGAACAGCCAACAAUGAAAAAACGUCGUAAAUGUAUUUCACCAGUAAUGGAAGUUGUCACACAAACGCAUUAUGAUAAGGCUCAUCGGAAAUCAUUUGAAGAAGACGACGAGACGAUUUAUGAAAUCCAGGUACGAGGUCGCCAUCUUUAUAAAUUAAUUUCAUCGAUUAUUUAUAAUUUUGAAUUAGGUAAACGUUAUGUGAAAGAAAAAGUAUCAGAAUCCCGUUAUAUGCAUUCAGUAUAUUCAAAUGAGUCUCUUUCUCCGAGGAUGCCGAUAUCUGUAUGGUUAAAAAAAAUCAAUCAGUCACAAUGUGAGGACUUGUUCAAUUCACGUGCAUUUUUUUUGCUUAGUGAUCUCGAAGGUAAAAUUAAUAAACAGUUUCUGGCUUCAAUGGGCAUGGACGAUAAGCAAAUUUCGAGUAUCCUAAAUUCAUAUCUUUCUUGGUUCAAUGUUUACAAUGCUCAACGAUUAAGCGAUUUAUCUUCGGAAGGAUCGAGUAUACGCAUUCAGCGAACUCGUAUACGAAAUAGUUUCCAUUAA